AUAAUUUUCCAUAAUAGAAUUGCCCUUAGAGCUAGUGAGAGAGAGAGAGAGAGCAGCAGGGAAAAAGUUGGUUAGAGACUUACAGGUGGAAUUGUCGAAAGGGGGUUAUAAUUUCAUCCCAAGAACUUGCAAUUGCAAUUCCGAUACCUCUCUUUCCAACUACUCCUUCAACUACAGAUUUUCUUCCCAAAAUUGGUAACCGCUCGUUACUCGCCAGCAAGAACAACAAGAGAGCACAAAAAAGAAACUCUGAAAGAAAACCUCAACGAUCAUGAUAAUGCCUUCCGAUUCCGAUUGAUUUUCAUCUCCCGCAUUCAAUUUUUAUGAUGCUUUGUUGUUCAUUCUGUUUCAAUUUCAGAGAUCGUGUACAGCCAUGGAUUCGCGAUUACGAUAGCCUUCAGUCUUUCGCUGUUAUCCUCAUUUACAUUCAGAUUGGUUGCGCGUUGUUGGGAUCCUUGGGAGCAUCGUACAAUGGUGUGUCGCUUAUAAAUCUUGCGAUUUCGUUGUUUGCGUUGGUUGCAAUUGAGAGUAGUAGUCAGAGUCUUGGCCGUACCUAUGCUUUCCUUCUCUUUUGCUCUAUUUUGCUGGAUAUUUCUUGGUUCAUUCUCUUCACUCGCGAAAUUUGGAAUAUUUCUUCGGACGGUUAUGCAAAGUUUUUUAUAUUUUCUGUGAAACUUACCUUGGCUAUGCAAAUUGUUGGCUUUAUAGUGAGGCUAUCAUCCUCAUUGUUAUGGAUUCAAAUUUAUAGGCUGGGUGCAUCCUACAUGGACACAGCUUCUCGAGCAGCAGACUAUGACUUACGAAGUAGUUUUUUGAGUCCUGCGACACCUGCAGUAGCGAGGCAAUGCUCAAAUUCCAAUGAGAUACUUGGCGGCUCUAUAUAUGAUCCGGCAUACUACUCAUCCCUGUUUGAAGAUAAUCAAGAAAACAAAUCUACAUGCGGGACGCCCUAUCAUGACAAUGCCCAGAAUGGGUCAACAUCAGCCACUGGAAUUUCUCAGAAGAUAUCCACCGAGAGAUCUUUUCAGGCUGUGAAUGUAGGAAGAGAAUGUAUAAAUCACAAGAUGGAACUUGCUUAAAAUAGAGACCGAAAUGCAUUACUUUCACUUCUGUAUUGAUAUGCAGCAGCUUGGGAGUGGGUAUUGUAUCAUAUGCAUCUGUUGACAAACUUCUCAUUGUAAAUGUUUUGGCACAAAAGAUAGGCAUGCCACUGGUGCAUUCUACGACGAAAAUGACAUCCAAGGUCUUUCCUUCAAUCCAAUAUGUGGAAACUCCAAAAUAUUUGAUGACCACUGCCUAUCUAAUAUGUCCGAAGUUGAGCUUAAGAAACCAAUAUAUACGUUUUUGACAGAUCUGCAUACGAGCAAGCAGUUUGGAAUGCUGCAUGUAGGUGGAAAAUAUGCCUAGAAUUUGUUCCGGGGUUUUUCUUGCCUUUUUCUUCUGCAGUAAUUUUAGGAGUCUAGUUAGUGAAUCCAUAGUCAAGAGGGGGGCUUUUUUUCAUUUUUUUAUUUUUUAGAACUAUACCAUGAGGAUAUAUAUGAUAUUAAAGGUGCUAUGAAAUCAGUUAGUGUUCAUAUUGAAUUGAAUAGCAAGCGUAGUAAUUUUGAAUAUGUUACAUUUACUAGUCAA
Molecule: messenger RNA, 1629 nt
Organism: Vicia villosa (hairy vetch)
Lineage: Eukaryota; Viridiplantae; Streptophyta; Magnoliopsida; Fabales; Fabaceae
Exons: 5
Coding region: 324-1079 (251 amino acids)
Source: RefSeq, a predicted model, not a curated record